Nelumbo nucifera (sacred lotus) is the source of this 1513-nucleotide messenger RNA. RefSeq names its product RNA polymerase I subunit 43 (gene RPAC43). Gene Ontology annotation, molecular function: protein dimerization activity; DNA binding. The record is from RefSeq and is a predicted model, not a curated record. Gene Ontology annotation, cellular component: RNA polymerase III complex; RNA polymerase I complex. Gene Ontology annotation, biological process: DNA-templated transcription. NCBI's taxonomy places the organism in Eukaryota, Viridiplantae, Streptophyta, Magnoliopsida, Proteales, Nelumbonaceae.
CCAAGACCAAGUAUCAAAUGCAAACUUCUGCUAGUUCUUACUUCUCAGGCUCAGGUUCAGAAUACAGAGUGGAGAAGAAUCAAAGAUGCCUAGGGUUUCAGCUUUGGAUUUGCCUGAUGUUCCAAAAGGCCAUCUCCCUCCACACCUCGAGCUUCAGAGGACUCGCGUCCUCUGCGCAUCUGAUGCACCCACUCAUACAGAAACUAUUCAAUACUCCGGUGCUUAUGCAUCCGUUGGAGUCGAUAAUAGCUUGAGACUGGACCAGUUCUGCCGAGACUUUAGAGUUGAAGUAAUUCGUCUCACAGAGGACGAUAUGGAAUUUGACAUGGUUGGCAUCGACCCUUCACUAGCCAAUGCAUUUAGGAGAAUUCUCAUAGCGGAGGUUCCAACAAUGGCUAUUGAGAAAGUUCUCAUUGCAAACAAUACAUCGGUGGUUCAAGAUGAAGUUCUUGCCCACAGGCUAGGCCUUAUUCCGAUCAAGGUUGACCCAAGGCUAUUUGAGUACAUGUCAGAAAAUGAUACUCCAAAUGAAAAGAAUACAAUAGUUUUCAAACUUCAUGUUAAAUGUAAAAUAAAGGGUCCCCGUCUUACAGUGAAAUCAGAUGAACUUAAGUGGUUAUCGAAUGGGAGUGAACUUCCACUGGAAAUGGAAAGCCACACUUCAGAUCCAGCUUCGAAACAGAAAACAUACACGGCAUUCACUUGCAGCCAGGUUUCAUUGCCAGAAUUUUCCAACAAUCCAAUUGCUCCUAAACAUCAAGAUAUUAUUAUUGCUAAGCUUGGCCCAGGCCAGGAAAUUGAACUUGAAGCACAUGCUGUAAAAGGCAUGGGUAAAACUCAUGCCAAGUGGUCCCCUGUGUCCACAGCUUGGUAUAGAAUGCUUCCUGAGGUUGUGUUAUUACAAGAAGUUGAGGAUGAGAUGGCUGAAGAACUGGUAAAAAAAUGUCCAGUUAAUGUAUUUGACAUAGAAGAUGUUGGUAAAGGUAAGAAGCGGGCUACUGUAGCCCGAUCACGAGCUUGUACCCUGUGCAGAGAAUGCAUUCGAGGGGAAGAUUGGGAAAAGCGUGUAGCUUUAAGACGUGUUAAAGACCAUUUCAUCUUUACUAUUGAAUCAACUGGAGCACUGCCUCCAGAAGUGCUAUUUACUGAAGCUGUGAAGAUCUUGGAAGACAAGUGUGAGCGUGUGAUUACGGAGCUGUCUUGAUGGUUUUGGUUUGAAAGAACAGAAAUUAGGAAGCUCAUUCAGAGAAAGAAAAAUGAUAGCUUUACAGUUAGAUCUUUUUUUGUUAGAUAGCUUUACAGUUAGAUCUUUUUUUGUUAGAUAGCUUUACAGUUAGAUCUUUUUCUUUGAUAGAUAGCUUUACGGUUAGAUCUUCUUGGCUGCUUAGGUGUUUAGAUUGCUUCUGGAUAUGACCCCAUACAGGAAGAAAUUUGUACCUCAAAACUCAAAUGUUAAACAGAUCAUAAUCCUUAUUUUUCCAACUUGGAUGCUCCCAUGCAAAACUUAUUUUAA